Molecule: messenger RNA, 2716 nt
Organism: Oryctolagus cuniculus (rabbit)
Lineage: Eukaryota; Metazoa; Chordata; Mammalia; Lagomorpha; Leporidae
Product: ribonuclease 8
Biological process (GO): defense response to Gram-negative bacterium; innate immune response; defense response to Gram-positive bacterium
Molecular function (GO): nucleic acid binding; RNA nuclease activity
Source: RefSeq, a predicted model, not a curated record
CCUGCUGCCAAAUAGAAGGGGCAGACUCAGGCCAUCUCUUAAGGAGUUGGGCAGUGAGAAGAGCCUUUCGGAGAUCUUACAGCCCAGAUACUCUGCAGCCUCAGCCUGCUGAACAGCAGGUGCAGGACACGGACUAAAGAGCGACCCUAACCCUCCAUUCUGACUGCUCUCCCCAAGAGAGAUGACACGAGCCCAGGUAGGAUUCUGCUCCCUGCUGCUGCUCCUGCUGCUGGGCCUGUGGGUGGCGGAGCGUCCAGUCACUGCCAAGCCCAAGAACAUGACCUCGGCUCAGUGGUUUGAAACUCAGCACGUGCAGCCCACCCCUCAACCAUGCAACUCAGCGAUGAGCCGCAUCAACCAGUACACAAAGCAUUGCAAAAGCCUCAACACCUUCCUGCACGAGUCCUUCACCAGCGUGAUCCCUACCUGCAACACCCCCAACGUGGCCUGCAAGAAUGGCCGUAACAACUGCCACAAGAGCCCACAGCCUGUGUCCCUGAGCACGUGUGCCCAUGUCUCAGGGUCAUAUCCAGGCUGCAAGUAUAAAGAGAAGCACCUGAAGAAAGCUUACAUAGUGGCCUGUGACCCUCCCCAGAAAGGGGACUCUUGGCAUUCCAAGCUGUUGCCUGUGCAUUUGGACAAAGUCUUUUAGAUUUCCAGACCUCCUCACUCUUUGGCUGAGCCUCACUUUCCUCUCCAUACCUCUGAGUUACAACUCCUACACCCAGAGCAUUAUUCCCCCCCCCCCCCCAUCUCUGGGCAUCUCCUGGUUCCGGCUCUUUUGAGAGGUAGGGUGGGGGUUGGGCGGGGCUUGAGGCUGACUUGUAGGUGAACUGAGCUCCGGUGAGGGCUUCGUCGUGUGCUGCCAUUUUCCCAGAAGCGUGUCCCGCAGAGAGAGGAUGAGCUAGUUGGGGGUAGGGGGAGUGCUGGGCUAUGCCUUUACCCAUCACUCCUCUGUUCCGUCUUAUCAUGGCAUCUUGACAAGGGGAGGGAAGAAAUGUGUGGGAUUUAAGGACUGAAUUGUUCUUGUUCUUAAGCCAGAAGUCUUCUCCAGCUCUGAUGCGGUAGGGAAGUGACCCGUGUGGAGAGAGGUGGCCAGAACGAAGGAAGAUAACAAAUAUCCCUUCAUAUUUCUAUAGCACGCCCUGCUCUUCGUGAGCCCUCUAAUCUUUUGUGAGACAGAAUUGACGGGGAUUACGUGCUUUGCCGUUGAAUGAGGAAACAGAUUUCAGAAAGCUUAAUUCGAGAGCUGAUCGGUCUGGUUAGUAGGAGAACCUGGACUUGAACUUGGGUUUCCUAACUCUAAAUAUAGGAUGGUUUCUACUACACCCAGUGGGGCAAGCAAGGAGAUCAUCGCAGGAACAAGAGGAGAACUAGGUGAGAGUUCACUCGUGAAGAAAUGCACCCUCAGAGCUCUGAAACGCCAGCUACCCUGUGCUGGCUGCAAAAAAAGGCUAUUACCUUGCGAGCCAAGAGACACGUUAUGAGGCGCUCCAGGAUCUCUCCCCCACCCCCACCCCAGCUGUUCCUCCCCUUUCUCUAGCCCAGUGCUCUUCUUCCAGCCUGGGCCCUGGGCUUGGCUCUAGCUAGAUCCCCUUGGCCUGAAGGCAGAGGGUAAGGGGAGUGUCCCUGCUUCAUCCCCCUACCAGGAUCACGUUUCCCUUGACCUUAAGGGACUUCCGUGGCCCUGAGCCUGCUUGUCACAAACAGGCUGGUGGGAGCUGCCAGAGCUUCCUUCCUCCUGAUAGCGAUCUCCCCUACCUAAGUGUUUCCCUGGCUCUCCACACUGGCAGUGCGCCCGGCCCUGAGGGGCUGAGAUAUGGAAAUGCCAUCUCCCUGUACCCCUGCUGCCGAUGCCGAUGCCGGGUCUCCCUCUGUAGCACGCAGAGCUGGAGAAUCCAUGGCUGUACCUGUGCACUGAGUGCGGAAAGCCCCUUCCACAGUGCCCACAGCCCUGACCAUCCCCAGACUCUCCCUCAUCUUUUAUCUCAGCCCCAAACUGUACCACAUCCAAUGCCCACCCCACUUCAGAGUCACCUACACUGCUAAACUUUUGUGCCGCCUCUUAUCUACCGCUCCCACACCCCUAACCACACCAUCAGAGUAAGCUCUGGAAGCAAACAGAAGCGGAUGUAAAUCAUGGCUCAGUCAUUCCCGGCUACAUGACCUCAAGCAAAUUACUGAACCCUCCUGUUUUCAUAGGGUAAAAUGGGAGUGUUCCUGUCUCCCACCCAGGAUUGCAGGAAGAUCUACAUUUAUGAAACUCUGAUCAGUCCCAGCAGGCACUCCAUAGAUAAAUGGAUAACAAGCAGUGGUGGUGCUGUCUGUGUUUGGAAAACAGGGAGACCAAGGCAAACACCGCAGUCAAGUCUCCUCGGCAGCUUUCUUCUCACAGAGCAAUGGUCAUGAGUGCACGAGGGAACAAGUCUGCCGGCGGAGUCCUGCUAGGUGGGACAUGUGGUUGGAGUUGAUGAGCGGAGAGCGAGUAGAGAAAGGACGAUCAAAAGACAGGAGAAGAACAUUGGACAAUUCGGAGCAUGGAGCCAAUAAGUUGACAACUUGGCUGUGCCAGAGGCUUAAAAGUAGAAGAACAGUAAAUACACAUCGUGGUUAAAUGCCAAACAGCUGUGAGAAUCACUGUGCCCUGGCAUUGGAGCAUUGCCAUCAUAAAAUGGACUUCUGAGAUAUGUGAAUAAAUCUGUAGUUUAUCCAAAAA